CGUCGUCGCUUCUCCGCUCUCGACGAGGUUAAGGUGUUGUAGCAGCGCUCUGCGAAUAGUCUCUGGUCUUAUAUAAAAACCAAACCAGCCACUCGCCGAUUCUAUCUCUUUGUUAUCGUCACAGACAUAACUGCAAAAGCUUGGACUUUUGUAAUAAAUCUCUCUUUCUUCUCCUCCAAGUUUUCUUUCGGGCGCUUCGAUGGCGAAAGACGGACCCAAUUGGGAUGGAUUGCUUAAGUGGAGUCUCUCUCACGCCGACGGUACACGACCAACUCGCCAGUUGAGCGAGGAGGAUAGGAAGUGGUUUAUGGAGGCUAUGCAAUCACAGAGUGUAGAUGUAGUCAAACGCAUGAAGGAGAUUACACUCGUUAUGCAAACACCUGAACAGGUUUUGGUUGAUCAUGGUGUCACACCUCAAGAUAUCGAAGAUUUGCUCGAUGAGUUGCAGGAGCACGUUGAAUCGAUCGAUAUGGCUAAUGAUCUUCAUUCUAUUGGAGGCUUGGUUCCUCUUCUCGAGUUUCUUAAAAACUCUCAUGCUAAUAUUCGGGCAAAAGCUGCUGAUGUCGUGAGGACGAUAGUUCAGAACAAUCCUCGAAGUCAGGAGUUGGUAAUGGAAGCCAAUGGUUUGGAGUCACUGCUAUUAAACUUCACAUCCGACGCAGAUGUUCAUGUUCGAACUCAAGCUCUCGGCGCAAUAUCAUCUUUGAUUCGCCAUAACAAAGCUGGAGUCACUGCUUUCAAGCUUGCCAAUGGUUAUGUUGGUUUAAGAGAUGCUUUGGCAUCUGAUAGUGUGAGGUUUCAAAGGAAAGCAUUAAACUUGUUGCAAUAUCUUCUGCAAGAAUAUGAUUCAGACAGCAGACUUGGAUUUUCCGGAGUGUUGAUUCAUCUCGCGUCAAGUGACGAUGCUGAGACGAGAGAAGCUGCUCUCCGUGGAUUGCUCGAGCUUGCAAGAGAGAGAAACGAUGGAAGUGGAUGUAGUAGCAGCAUAGCGAAAGCAGAUGAGAAACUGAGACAGCUUCUAGUAGAGCGGGUUGAAGGAAUCAGCUUGAUGUCACGGGAGGAUCUUGAAACGGUUAGAGAAGAGAGACAGCUCGUGGAUGCACUGUGGAGGUUUUGCUACGAUGAACCUUCUUCUUUGAGAGAGAAAGGGCUUCUUGUUCUUCCCGGUGAAGAUGCGUUGGCUCCUGAUGUCGCAAGCAAGCUCUUCGAGCCUCUUCUCAGAGCUUCUGCAGCUUAACUUUAUUGCUUUUGUUUGUCUUGUAACAUUUUAUUUUUUCAGACAAAAAGUCUGAUAGAUUUCAAUACGAAGAAUCUAGUGUUUAUGUAAUAUGACAAUUUCUAUUUUUGUCUAAUGAUUUGAGAUCUUUGUUACUA
Molecule: messenger RNA, 1374 nt
Organism: Raphanus sativus (radish)
Lineage: Eukaryota; Viridiplantae; Streptophyta; Magnoliopsida; Brassicales; Brassicaceae
Product: hsp70 nucleotide exchange factor fes1
Exons: 6
Coding region: 200-1237 (345 amino acids)
Source: RefSeq, a predicted model, not a curated record